Molecule: messenger RNA, 1527 nt
Organism: Sipha flava (yellow sugarcane aphid)
Lineage: Eukaryota; Metazoa; Arthropoda; Insecta; Hemiptera; Aphididae
Product: cytochrome b5-related protein-like
Exons: 6
Coding region: 139-1422 (427 amino acids)
Biological process (GO): lipid metabolic process
Cellular component (GO): mitochondrion
Source: RefSeq, a predicted model, not a curated record
AAUAUAGUCAUUGCCAGUUAGUUCUCGAUCUCCGGUGUAAUGAGUACGUGUUUUUUUCAGUAUCAACACCUGGUAUUAUACGUUCAACGUUGUCGCUGUGUACGUUACGUUUUGAAUAGAAGUGUACGAUAAUUCAACAUGGCACCGAGAACUAGCAGUUGGUCUAUAUGGAAUAAUCUAUCAAGCACGGACUACAACGUGAAAUCAGUAGAUGAUUGGAUCGAAGCACGUCAAAAGGAAGAUGGUGCAGAUGAUCUGUGGAGAAUUCACGAUGGAUUGUACAAUCUCGAACAAUGGAUACCUAAGCAUCCUGGAGGACGACAAUGGUUGGAAAUUACGAAAGGUACCGAUAUUACAGAAUUAUUUGAAUCGUACCAUUUGAACGGCAAAGCGGUCACGGCAGUGAUGCAUAAAUUCUAUGUACGCGAAGCUAAGUCACCAAGGAAAUCGCCUUUUACUUUCAAACCUGAUGGAUUUUAUAACGUACUGAAGUCUAGAGUUGCCAAGAAGUUAUCCUUCGUCGACAACAGUAAUGCGUCCGUUAAGUCCAUGCUGGUCGUCGACACGUACAUCCUUAUUGCGCUUGCUCUCUGCGUGGGAAUGGCUCAGACACAGAACUUCGUGUUAGCUUUCUUAGCCGGCAUCGUUUUGGGAUUCGGAAUCGUUGCCAGUCAUAAUUUCACUCAUCUCAAAGACAACUGGAGGAUGUAUUAUGUGCAAUUAUGCUUUAUGUCCGUACGGGAAUGGAGAAUAUCGCACGUGCUCAGUCACCACAUUUACACUAAUACCAUACAGGACUUGGAGAUGACACUGCUAUACCCGUUCAUUCAUUGGUACCCGACCAAAGACAAACCAUUUACGGUUCGUCUGUUCCCGUAUUUCACACCCGUGAUUUACCCUUUUAUUAUACCUGGGCAGUUGGUGAUUAGAACUUUUAAGCGCAAAAACGAUAUCGCCGACGUUUUAAUGUUCGUUAUACCUGCUAUAUUGACGCUUUGCGGACAAAUGACCAUCAUUUCUAUCAUCAUCGCAUGGCUUAUUAUAGUACUGACAAGUAGUUUUAUAUUUACAUUUGUUGGUUUCAGUGCUUCUCAUCAUUUUCCUGAAAAUUUUCACGACGGUGACUUAAUCAAUACCGAAAAUGUCGAUUGGGGACUCCAUCAAAUUGACACUAGCGUAGAACGGAGCGAACCGAUUAACAAUAUAUUUGUGUCAAUGGCGACAUUUGGCGAUCACACGUUACACCACCUAUUUCCUGCGUUGGAUCACAGUCUAAUACCUUUGUUGCAAGACACAUUCGAAGAUACGUGUAAGGAAUUCGGUGUGGAUUUAACACCAAAAUCAUUUACGACGGUUUUGUGUGGACAGUUUAAACAAUUGGUUCGAGAUACUCCCAACAACCCGAAGAGGAAUUAUAUUUAAAGCCGUUGGUAAUGUGAUAGUACAUAAUAUUAACCAUUAUAAUCGCCUAAACAAAUAUACAUAGAAUGUAUUGUUUUAAAAGCAAGUAUAGUGAAUCCUAUAUUA